This is a messenger RNA of Gymnogyps californianus (California condor), 2585 nucleotides long. It is a transcript of the gene DDX27, whose product is annotated as DEAD-box helicase 27. Lineage: Eukaryota; Metazoa; Chordata; Aves; Accipitriformes; Cathartidae. The record is from RefSeq and is a predicted model, not a curated record. The transcript is spliced from 21 exons. Gene Ontology annotation, molecular function: nucleic acid binding; ATP binding; RNA helicase activity. The coding region runs from base 106 to 2376 and encodes 756 amino acids.
CCUCGCCCCUCCCACAAGUGCGGGCCCGGGCCGGCUCUGCGCAGGCGCGGCCGCCGGCUCAGGCGGCGGCGUGCCGUUCCGGGGCAGAGCCGCGCGGUUGCGGCCAUGCUGCAGAGCCUGGGCCUGGUGGGCACUAUCGCAGAGGGGGACGCGGGGCCCGAGGACCCUGAGUCUGGGGGCUCCGAGGAUGAGGAGGAGCUGCGCCGGGCGCCGGGCCCCAGGCGGCGGGGCCCCGCAGGCGGGGACUUCAGCGCCGCCUUCGUCUUCGGCGAGGCGGAGGCCGGCGGGGAAGGCGCCUGGGCGGCGGCACUGCGCCAGCUCCGCGGCAAGAGAGCAGCUACGACGCUGGACGAGAAGAUUGAGAAAGUGAGACAGAAAAGGAAGUUCCAGGAAAGAGAAGCUAAACAAGCAAAAGUGAGAGAUGAAGAUGUGGAGACUGUGGAUAAUCAAACCAAAAAGAUGGAGUGUGAGGAUUUCAGUAGGGACGAAGAAGAAGAAGAUGUGGAGUCUCAGUAUUCAUUGGAUGAUGAAACUAUCUUCACAAAAGCAGAUACAGUCAAAGUGAAGGAACGGAGGAGAUCAAAAAAGGGAGAAAUGGAAGCAGAGAGCUUUUUUGAAGAUGCCUCUCAAUAUGACGAUAACUUGUCAUUCCAGGACAUGAAUCUUUCACGACCUUUGCUAAAGGCAAUCACAGCUUUUGGCUUCAAGCAACCAACCCCAAUUCAGAAGGCUUGUAUCCCAGUGGGUCUUCUGGGGAAGGAUAUUUGUGCCUGUGCUGCCACUGGGACAGGUAAAACAGCUGCCUUUAUCUUGCCGGUCCUUGAGCGCCUGAUUUACAAACCUCGUCAGGCUCCAAUAACACGGGUGUUGGUUCUAGUGCCAACACGAGAACUGGGUAUUCAGGUGCACUCUGUCACAAAACAGCUGGCGCAGUUCAGCAGUGUCACAACUUGCCUUGCUGUAGGUGGCCUAGAUGUGAAGACUCAGGAAGCAGCUCUGCGCUCUGGGCCAGACAUUCUUAUCGCCACUCCUGGGCGACUCAUUGAUCAUCUCCACAACUGCCCUUCUUUCCACCUGAGCAGUGUUGAGGUGCUGAUUUUGGAUGAAGCGGACAGGAUGCUGGAUGAAUACUUUGAGGAACAGAUGAAGGAAAUAAUCAGGCUGUGCUCCAAGCACCGUCAAACAAUGCUUUUCUCUGCCACAAUGACAGAGGAGGUGAAAGAUUUGGCUUCUGUUUCCCUGAAAAAUCCCAUCCGAAUUUUUGUGAACAGCAACACAGAUGUUGCCCCUUUCCUGCGGCAGGAAUUUAUCCGGAUCAGACCCAACCGAGAGGGGGACCGUGAGGCCAUUGUAUCAGCUCUACUGACACGAACCUUCCCAGAUCAUGUGAUGCUUUUCACCCAGACCAAGAAGCAAGCUCACCGUAUGCACAUCCUACUUGGGCUGAUGGGUCUACGGGUUGGGGAGCUUCAUGGGAACCUCUCUCAGGCACAGCGGCUGGAAGCACUCAGGCGCUUUAAGGAUGAGCAGAUUGAUAUUCUGGUAGCUACAGAUGUGGCUGCACGCGGACUUGAUAUUGAAGGUGUUAAAACAGUAAUCAAUUUUACCAUGCCCAACACCACCAAGCACUAUGUUCAUCGAGUGGGUCGCACAGCAAGAGCAGGCAGGGCUGGUCGUUCAGUUUCACUUGUGGGUGAGGAAGAGCGCAAGAUGCUGAAGGAUAUUGUGAAGAGUGCCAAAACAGCAGUGAAAGCCAGAAUUCUCCCCCCAGAUGUCAUACUAAAAUUUCGAGAGAAGAUUGAGAAUCUAGAGAAAGAUGUGUAUGCAGUUCUGUGCUUGGAGCGUGAGGAACGUGAGAUGCAGCAGUCAGAGGCCCAGAUCAAUAGGGCAAAGAAGCAGCUGGAGACAGGAAAACAAGAGGGUGUGGGUUUGGAGCGGAGCUGGUUCCAGACCCGUGAGGAGAGGAAGAAAGAGAAACUGGCUAAAGCCCUGCAGGAGUUUGACCUAGCAUUACGAGGCAAAAAGAAAAGGAAGAAAUUUAUGCAGGACAGACAGAAAAAAGCCCAAAUGACACCAGAGGAGAGGUCACAGUUUGAAAUCUUGAAAUCUCAAAUGUAUGCUGAGCGGCUGGCAAAAAGGAAUCGCCGAGCAAAGCGAGCCAGAGUCUUGCCAGAAGAGGAACCAGUAGCAGCACCAGCAGGCCCCAAGCGGAAGAAAAAAUUGUCUGUGUUUGACGAAGAGCUUACCAACACAAGCAGGAAGGCUCUGAAGCAGUACCGUGCCGGCCCAUCAUUUGAAGAUCGAAAACGCUUGGGUAUGGCCCAACAUAGGAAAGGAGGAAACUUCAAAUCCAAGUCCAGGUACAAGAGAAAGUAAGAGCUGUUGGUAAUUACCAAAUGCAUAAUUCCAGAUAUGCUCUCUCCAAGGCCUGGAUUUCUUCAUACUGUGAGGAGACAACUUCAGUAAAAUUAAAUAGUUUUUCUUCCAAGGUCUGGAAUAGCUUUGAGAUGUUGGUUAAUACCUGAUUGAAGACCCUAUGUGAAAACAUCUUCAGCAGCCCAUGCAAUAAAGGAUUGAUUCUUCUU